Molecule: messenger RNA, 1947 nt
Organism: Ciona intestinalis (vase tunicate)
Lineage: Eukaryota; Metazoa; Chordata; Ascidiacea; Phlebobranchia; Cionidae
Biological process (GO): protein O-linked glycosylation via fucose
Molecular function (GO): peptide-O-fucosyltransferase activity
Source: RefSeq, a predicted model, not a curated record
UGCAGAAACGUGGGUUCGAAUAGUAUGAAGAACCCAACUGUCGUCACGCCACGCUAGAUGUUAAAAUAUGAAGCCGGUUCCGUAUUUUAAUAAGAAGCUUUUUUACCUCAUUUGCGGUCUUUCUACGCUCGUUUAUUUCUUAAAAUGGAAUUUUCAAAGCACUUAUCCCACCCCAUUAUAUGGAGCAAAGAAAUCAUACGUUUCUGCGGCUUUAAGCCGCUCCUAUGACGUCACAAGAGCGACUAUUCGUCAUACACCAUGUGAGGAAUUCGGGGAACCCCCCAACUGGAGUAAGAAGUUUAAACCCCUGCUUAAAAUGGAUGAGACGAAGUAUUUGUAUCCACAAAUAUUAGAAGGGCUUGGAAAUCAAUUGAUUGGGUUGCAACUUGGAAUACAAAUGGCUGUUCGUCUCAACCGCACCUUGGUGCUCCCGGCAUUCAUGGUUCACAACAACACAAAGUCGAUACCUACGUCACAAGUUAUUGACGUCACGAAGCUGAGGAAAUCUAUUUCUGUUAUUUCUGUGUCAGAGUUAAAACAAAGCUGCCGUGGAAAAUUCGAUGCAGUUUUUUUGUUGUCUCAUAUCUGGCCGUUCUACUUGAAGACAGCCGAACAUUACACAGAAAUGAAACUAAUUCGCAACUACACGGCUCGUUUAGAUGAAGAUCAUCGGCUUUUCCCCGCCGACCUGGCUGCAUUUGGAAUCAACGCUUACCCAAAGAAUUUUAAACCGAAGAGCAGGGUUCUUAUAACACCGAGGUCGGAGAUUAAGCAACGCUUCGCAACUGACGACAAAUGCGUCGUGUUGCUGACCAAUAUAUUUGGAUUUCCAAGAAUGGACGACUUCCCUCGAGAUCAUGGGGCGGUAGGAUAUAACAUGUCGGACGAACAAUUGUAUUCCUUGUCGUAUAAAUUGUCGAGAAGACCGCCCAUGGUCGACAAGAUGGCGAAAGAGUUUGUGUCGAAAACACUUGGAGGAAACUUCGUGUCCCUCCAUUUCCGAUACGACGAAGGUGAUUGGAUGACAGAUCAUCGGUGCAAGUAUCCUGCUAAGACUAAAACUUGCGAGAUGGUUCGAAAGAAGAACGCGUCUCUUACAAUGGCAACGAAAAUGAGCCACUUUUUGAAAGUCAAACACCAUGGUAUCAACAAAGUCUACAUUGCCCACCCGCCAACCAAUGCCCACUUUAUCACACAAUUUAAAGCUUAUUUCAAGCGCAAGCGUCCGAAGAUUGAAUUCUUCAAUUCAUCCGAUCUUGUUCGAGCUCUGAAGUCGAAAUUCCACGACUGUUUUCACAAAGUUGAUUUCGGAACUGCAAUGUCAAUGUUGGACAUGGAAGUCUGCACGAAAAGUGACUUGUUUAUUUAUUCCGUCGCGUCAACUUGGUCCGACAGAGUAAGAACAGCAAGAAACAACAAGAACAGCAUCAGCGUGAACCGGUUUUUACAAUAAUUGAAUGAGUGGAUGUCAUUAUUGUGUGGUCACACGCGAUGCCACCGCAUAUGAUGCGCAAUAGAAUGUCAAUUAAUAAGUGGAUUGAAGUGGAACUUAUUUAACCUUGAUUGGCGGGCAACAAAAGUUAUAAAACUGAUGUUUUGUUUCAUACACCUCGUGCCUGUUUACGAGUUACCAUGUAUGUAACUUAUUUAUUCUCGCAUGGCGUGGUAACGAUAGUCGUUAUAACACGGAUGUUUUGUUUCACACAUCUCGUGCCCAUUUACCAGUUAUGUAUGUACUUUAUGACCAAUUAAGCGUUACCUCGUUCCGCAACCAAGUUGCUUAUAUGUUUGUUCCGUUUUAUGUUUAGUGUUCCGUUUCGAUUUAUUGGUAUUGUAGAAACUACAAUUGCUCAUCACCAUUUUGUGUCUUUGUUCUGUAGAAACGUCUGUAUACGAUACCGCCGUUCGAUAUUUUCGUUUACAAUAAAUAGUGCUCCAUGUUAAACA